Fundulus heteroclitus (mummichog) is the source of this 1853-nucleotide messenger RNA. RefSeq names its product glycerol-3-phosphate dehydrogenase 1-like protein. The record is from RefSeq and is a predicted model, not a curated record. Gene Ontology annotation, biological process: glycerol-3-phosphate catabolic process; carbohydrate metabolic process. The transcript has 8 exons. The coding region runs from base 432 to 1481 and encodes 349 amino acids. NCBI's taxonomy places the organism in Eukaryota, Metazoa, Chordata, Actinopteri, Cyprinodontiformes, Fundulidae. Gene Ontology annotation, cellular component: cytosol; glycerol-3-phosphate dehydrogenase (FAD) complex. Gene Ontology annotation, molecular function: NAD binding; glycerol-3-phosphate dehydrogenase [NAD(P)+] activity; protein homodimerization activity.
UUUCCUAACCAGUCUGACCGCUGCUCGGUAUCGGACGUUCUGAUCAGCGGGAGCCCAUUUAUUUAAUGCUUAUUUAUCAAUCGGCCACCUCUAACACGUCAGUGGGCGUCACACGUUGGUGUAUUUUGUUUUUAGACACGCACAGCAUCUAUUCGGCUUUAUUAGCAUCGCUCUUCGGUGCCGUUUAAGCAUUAUAUGUGGGGCUGUAAUGAGGAAGUGUGUGGAAAUGCGUUGAGAUUAUCCGGUUUCUGCUCCACACACUAUUACAUUACAGGUCCGUUCAUGUUCCCAGGGAGAAAACGGGAGGCGUAACCGUGGCGUGGAUAGGGCGGAGUGGGUCUCUAGCAGUAACCGGGCGAAUAAGGAAGUUGUACAGACGGGUGGAGAACAACAGACACUCCUGUUUAACAAAGCAUUUGUGCAGUUAUAACAUGCCUGCUCAGAAAGUCUGCAUCGUUGGAUCUGGAAACUGGGGAUCCUCCAUUGCCAAAAUCAUCGGCCACAAUGUGAAAGCGUCCAACCGCUUCAACCCCAUGGUUAACAUGUGGGUUUACGAGGAGCUCAUCGACGGGAGAAAGCUCACGGAGAUCAUCAACACCGAGCAUGAAAAUGUUAAAUAUCUGCCGGGUCACACGCUGCCCAAGAAUGUGGUGGCUGUUCCCGACAUCACCGAAGCCGUGAAGGGAGCCAAGAUUCUCAUCUUUGUGAUCCCUCACCAGUUCAUCAGCAAGCUUUGCGAUGAGAUUAAGCCUCACAUGACGGAGGGAGCCAUCGGAAUAUCCCUCAUCAAAGGCAUCGACGAGGGUCCGGACGGACUGAAGCUCAUCUCGGACAUCAUCCGCGAGAAGCUAGAGAUUGAGGUCAGCGUCCUGAUGGGGGCUAACAUCGCCAACGAGGUGGCCGAUGAGAAAUUCUGUGAAACCACCAUCGGGGCAAAAAAUGAGACACAUGGACAAAUAUUCAAGGAGCUGCUGCAGACGCCCAACUUCCGCAUCACGGUUGUGCCUGAGAGUGACACUGUGGAGCUGUGUGGAGCCUUAAAGAACAUCGUGGCAGUCGGCGCCGGCUUCUGCGACGGCCUCGGCUUCGGCGACAACACCAAGGCGGCGGUGAUCAGGCUGGGGCUGAUGGAGAUGGUCGCGUUCGCCAAGCUGUUCUGCAAAGGCGAGGUGAGCUCCGGAACCUUUCUGGAGAGCUGCGGCGUGGCGGACCUGAUCACAACCUGCUACGGAGGGCGGAACCGCCGGGUUGCAGAAGCCUUCGUCAAAACAUCGAAAUCUAUUGCUGAGCUGGAGGCAGAAAUGCUCAACGGCCAGAAGCUCCAGGGCCCACAGACCUCGGCUGAGGUCUACAAGAUUCUGCAAAAGCGAGACAUGGUCAAGAAGUUUCCUUUGUUUGCUGCCGUCUACCAGAUUUGCUAUGAAGGGAAGGAGGUGAAAGAGUUCAUCACCUGUCUGCAGAACCACCCUGAGCACAUGUAGUGGGACACCAGUCCGCCUGUAACCUCCUCUUUCAACCACUAGAGGGUGACACUGAUUCACAAGACAGAAACGCACAACAUGGAUGCCUGAAGAAUAUUUAAGGUUCAUGAUAUCUUGGUGUGUCCCCCCCACCCCCCUUUAUACUUUUAAAGGACAAAUAUUAAAAUCUGUUUUCCUUCAUCAUGUUUUACUGGCUUCAAAUUCACAUUUUAAAAGCAAACGGCCUAAUUUCAGUAACUGCUUAAGUUGUUUUCACUUUUAUACUUUUAUAUCACUACAUGAUGUAUAUCCCUGAUCCCAGAAAACCAACAAUGGAUAUUAUUUUUUACUUUCAUGUGGAGUUGUUUUCUUAUUAAAAUCAAUUCCUGAGAA